Talaromyces atroroseus is the source of this 1200-nucleotide messenger RNA. RefSeq lists its product as hypothetical. The transcript has a single exon. The record is from RefSeq and is a predicted model, not a curated record. The coding region runs from base 1 to 1200 and encodes 399 amino acids. Lineage: Eukaryota; Fungi; Ascomycota; Eurotiomycetes; Eurotiales; Trichocomaceae.
AUGGCUUGCUUCAUUCACCUCCGCGACAACGUGCCAUCCUGGAUUUCGGAUGUCAAUCAGCUCUCCGUUCACAUUCACAACAAGCGAGCCGAGUUUGCCGCCGAGGCCGCGAAAGCAGCCGCCGCCUCGCCCUCGCCGCUUCGCCGAAGAAAAUCGGUCAGCAGCAGCCUCUCCACUAAUCGCACCCAGAAAUCGCUUCUCGAGCCGCCGUCUACAGGACACCGUCUGAAGCGGCUUUUGUCGAGGGAGUCAUUGAGAGGCGAUGGUUUGAAGAGGCGCAGGCCCGCAUCUCCUCAGUCGGGGGACCUCGACGCAGAAUCAGAAAUAACAGUCGCACCAGUUGGGAAGAAACCCCCAAGUCAUAUCAUCUCCUACGAUGGCCACACGCAGAAAAUCCUAGAGAAGAUGGUUCGCGACAUCUGGACGGCCAAGAGUAGCAUUCGCUCCUCUCGCAUCCAGUCUUCGAUUCAAACUGCAUUUGGCGGUCGGAUGAGGAUGCAAAUUCCCGCCCAGAGGCGUUAUAUGGAUACCCCGAUAAAGUGUGCAGACGAGAAGGGAGAUGGAGAUGCGACUAUAGAAGCUGACCAAGCGGACGAUGAUGGCGUGGCCAAGGAUUUGUUGGAAUUACGCAUGGCCAUGAUGAAAGAGAGACAUCGUCGGUAUCAAAUCCCACCUCCAAAUCUAUAUCCACAGCAGCGACAACAGCAAACACGUCCUAAGCAUUGUCCCUAUGAUUUUGUUGAAGGACAACUCGACAGCGCGCAGAACCUGUGUGAAACCGCUGCCUACCGGUUUUUGCGCCAUGGAAAUUGCCUCGAAGAAUUAGAGGAUAUUUUACGCGCUUACGAAUUUAUCCUUGAGGCGUCGACGAGCAUGGCAGAAAAGGAAGAAAAGGCAGCAGCAGAAGCCGCUGCCGCCGCUGCUGCAGAAGAGAAAAAGGAAGAAGAACAAAAACAGGAAGAGGACGACAAUGACACCAUUGAUAUCGAAGUAGAUGAUAGUGAAGAUGCAGUUGAUGCUCCAACCACGAUCGUCCCUACUCUGAAAACCAAAGAGAACGACUUCGAUGACUCGACUGGUAUAUUGGAAGUGGAUGAUCGCUCGGACACCUCCGAGGUAUCGAUUGAUAUUACUGCAUUCCGUAUGACGCGGUACGGUCAACGAACCAUGCAUCCUUUCACGGUGAACCGAGUGCCAUAA